AUGGCCAAGAAAGGAGGAGAAAAUUCGAAAAAAGCUGCUGGCAAUGCCAGAAAAGCCGAUGCUGCCAACAAAAAAAAGCAGGCAGCUGCUAGCGCAGCCGAGGCAGAAGAAGCUGCCGCUUGGGAGGAUGGGUCCAAAAAGGGCAAUAAGAAGAAAGAGGAAGAGAAGUUCAAGAAGGAGGAGGCUGCAAGAAAGAAGGCCGAGAGAGAGGCUCUCUUAGCAGCCGAGGAGGCAGCCAUGCCUGCUAAGCCUCUAAAAGAAAAACAAAGAGGUGCCGCCAAAGUUGCAGCCAAGAGAACAGGCAAGAUUGAUGAUUUCUUGGACUGGGAUCUGAACAAGGGAGAGUUGAGUGCUUCUGGAAUUGACGAUGCUUUGGAAGCUUUGGCAUUGACGGGACGCGACGGAGGUGUGGCCAACAAGGAUAUAGACAGACACCCUGAAAGAAGAGUGAAGGCUGCAUUUGCGGCGUUUGAAGAAAGAAGAACCCCCGAGAUCAGGAAGGAGAAUCCUGGGUUGAGGUUGCAGCAGAUCAAGAACAUGGUGUUCAAGGAAUUCCAAAAGUCGCCUGAAAACCCCAUGAACCAGGACACGAAUGUGACAUACAAUGCGUCGAGAGACGAGGUGGAACAGAAAAAGUCCGACGUGCGCUCCAAGAGAGAGAAGAGGUUUGCGUAA
Messenger RNA from Clavispora lusitaniae ATCC 42720, 675 nucleotides. RefSeq lists its product as uncharacterized. The record is from RefSeq and is a predicted model, not a curated record. Gene Ontology annotation, cellular component: nucleus. Gene Ontology annotation, molecular function: transcription coactivator activity. Gene Ontology annotation, biological process: transcription by RNA polymerase II. Lineage: Eukaryota; Fungi; Ascomycota; Pichiomycetes; Serinales; Metschnikowiaceae.